Molecule: messenger RNA, 4865 nt
Organism: Aquila chrysaetos chrysaetos
Lineage: Eukaryota; Metazoa; Chordata; Aves; Accipitriformes; Accipitridae
Exons: 20
Coding region: 393-2525 (710 amino acids)
Source: RefSeq, a predicted model, not a curated record
UGCCCCCCGAAAGGCCGCAGGAGACGUUGACGGGGCUUCACCGCCUCCCUCCCGCAGGGCCCUGCGCCGAUGCCGAUUUCCCUCUCGUUCUACAGCCUGGGGAGGACGAAGGGUUUAUUUAAACACCGUGGGAGCCCCGCCGUUGAAGGAGCCGAGCCCGCACCAGACCCCGCAGGCAGUUCUCUCGGCUCUGGCUGGAAACUGCAAUGUUUCUUGAGCUGCUGACUGCCCUAUGUUUCUGUCCCUACUGUAACUUACUCAAUAUAGAUGAAUAGUUUGGGUCUUGGAGAAGUCUGUUUCUUCCUUUCUUGAGGAAAAGACCUUCAAAGCGUGAACUAUCUUUGUGUCCUAUUUGCUGCCAAGUAGUUCCUUUCCUUUGGAGUUCAAUAACCAUGGGGCCAUCGAAAAGAGAAGAGAAAGAGCAGAGCAUAAUCCUGAUCAGCGAUGAUGAAGCUGAGAGCACGCUUGGGAAUUCAGUUCUGUUAGUAGACCCAUUGGAGAAGUCCGCCCUGGAAGAGGAGAAAUCUGAAGAAGUUGUGGAUGAGGAAUGCGAACUAAUGGUUACUUUCUGUAAACAAGCUAAAGUGAUGCCUCAUGCAAGAUACGACUGUACAAUACACCCGUUUGAGCGAAUGGAAUGUGAUACGUGCUCACCCCUUGGGAAAAAUGCUGAUAUUUGUAAUCAGUGCUACUGCUACAUUUGCGAUAAGCUAGCUUCUGAGUGCCAGAAUUGGACAACCCCUUCCCUCUGUCACUGCAAUGCACACAACAAAAGCAAAUUCUGGAAGGACCAGCGUGACUUUGCCUUGGCUGGUGUUCUUGUAAUGUUCAAUUUGGACCUCACAGAUAUAGAUGCAGACCUUCGGCAUGGUGGAAGUCUUCUAAUAAAAUUUAUCCAGGAACUUUCUGUGGAAUACAAUAAGUAUCUGGUUGGAGAAAGAAUGCCUCCCACACAACAUGAAUGCUUUUGCCUCCCAAAAUUGCCUCCUGGGCAAUGCAAUAUCUGCAGAUCACGCAACAUGGAGAUUGUAUACAAGUAUUCUGGAGUUUUUGCGCUGGUAACAAGAUUUUUAAAUCAGGCAGAAAGAGAGAGUCCUAAAGCUGCUGCUGUCAUGUUUCUGGGAGCAGCUAAAGAGAUAGCACUCCAUAAAGACCCUGCUUUAAGCUGGCAGAACCUUGGUCAUACUGCUUCAUUAAAGAUUGCUGUCCCUUGUCUGUUGCAAAGGAUCACAACACAACUUCAGAGGAUGCUGGUGUUGUGUGACUUUCCAAAAAAUUUGUAUGAAAAGUUUGUUAAUUUUUUUCAGUCCAUCUCACUCCCAUGUCACUGUUUUGGCUUCUCAAAUAGCUUGAAUGUUGUACCAUGGGACCAUGUGUUACUGACCACAGUUUUAAAAGGCCAGAAUGUCACUGGUCAAAGAACACAGAAAGGAAGAAAAGUAUUUCUGUGGGAAACACUCCCUGUUAUAGAGGCUCGAGUGGAGAAACUGGUAGAUAAAAAGAACUAUAAAGAAGUUGUUCGCUACCUGAGAGCUGUGAAAUGCAAUGAUACCAAAGGGUUAAGAGACCUUCGAGAUAAAAUCCCAUUCUACUUGUGUAAAACUGGAGACUUCCUCGAUGCUGCGCAUUCGCUGUUGUUUCCCGUCAAUAGCCUCGCCUGCUGUACUGCCUGCCGGAUAACACCUUUUCAGUUUGAGGUCUACCUGAAGAUGUUCAGAACAGGCAGUGUCCCCACUGGAAAGGAUAUGCUAGAGCCUGGGCCCUGGAUUACAGUUGGGUCUCCCUUGAAAGAUGGUGUUCUGGUUAAGCAGGCACUCAAACUCCUUUACAACAAUGUGUCACUAUACAGGAAUCCUAAAUGCUGGAGUUCCCUCAUCAUGAUCUUGGGUAGUAGCAAUUUGCUGGAAAAAAGUGGGCACCUACAUCCCCUAUCGCUGAAAGAGCCACCGCUUGACUUCCAAAAGGGGGUGCUCGCUGCCAGUGGCGGCCUUUUGGAGGAACUGAAGUCAAAAAUUAAUGUUUCUUUACCACCUGCUAUUUUGUCUCCUCAUUUGCACCAUGAGGCUUGUCUUAUUCUCGCAGUGCAAGCAGUACAACAGAUGCUUUUUUGUGAUCUUCCAUACUUGACUUCCUUCUUAGAGAUAGCCCUGGCUUUUGGGAAUAACUUUUGGGCUCUGAGGCUGUUACUGGACCAUCUUUCCUACGAAGAACAUGUUCUCCAUGGCACUGUCAACCUGAUUUUGAGAGAUCUAAAUCGUCAGAAAGCAACAAUGCUAAAACUGUGGCAAAACCUUGGUCCCCAGUAUGUGGGUGAAUUCCUUUGCCUGUUCCUGACUUGCAGACAUAAGAAGAUGCAAUCCAUUGGCCUGUUCACUCUGAAUAUUAUUACAGAGAACCUGCAUAUGUGUCCAUGGGCAAAGCAUCUUUGCAACUUCUUUCACAAUGCAGGAUUAAGGCACCUGCCCCUUGGCACUGCAGCUCAUCAUGAAGUCUCGAAGUUCAUAAACAUUUUUGAAAAACUGUAAUUUGGCAAAAUCUUCAGGAAUAUUUUCCAAUUUGUCUUAAUCUGAGAAAUCUCUUCCUGGAGUCCCCUGUGUUCUGCUUUGGUUGUCAUCUCCAAAAACGUUCAGCUAAAAACUGACUUCAGACAAAUCCAAAAAUGAGCUCCUAGGUUAAGAUGGUGAACAGUGGCUGUAUUUCAGCAGACAUGUUUGGGAAAUUUCCUUUCUUGUAGGUCCCUGUAUUAAGCAGUUUAAUUUUAAAGAAGUGGCAGGUUUAAGUUUUUUUUUUUUUAAAAAGCCAGUCUACAGAGAGAUGCUGAUGAGGGGGGUGGGAGGAAUGAGGGGAGAGAAACACACACUUGUGGUAGAAAGCACCACAAGUCUUUACUUCUGUUGUGUUGCACAGCUGUGCUGUGGGCAAGAUGUCUGCGGCAGAACAACUGCUGAGAGCGCUAAAGUUUUUUAAAAAAGGAAGAGUGCCUCUCCACAGGUGUACAACAGUAUGCAUUAAAAUGCUGUUUGCACACCCUCUUUUAUUUAGUGUAUAAUUCUAAAAAGUAAACCACUCUUGAGGCUGAAGGACAUUAACUGAUGCUUACUUGCUUCAAGAAACCAGAUUCAGGAAGGCCUAAUGCAGUAAAUAGCUUGUUUUAUUUGUAAAUAAAAACCUCUAGUUUUCAGGGUCUUCCAGUUGUGGGGCUUUUGUUUUUGUUUUCUGCAGUGGGUGACUGUUAGAGUGGUGCUGAUGGCUCUCUGGGUUUCUCAAAUCCUUAUUAUAGUGAUAAGUUUCAGAGUUCACUUCUGAACUGUGGAGGUAGAAAUAGUGAAAUAUUUCUAGCCUGGUUUAUACUCUUUUUUUUGCCCCACUACAAUACCUGUCUGCAUUGGUUUGGCAGUCAGGGGAAAAAGAAUCUUAAUAUGUCAUGAACUGUAUUUUGCACAUUUAAGGCUUUCAGUGGCUUUUGCAGCUUUUGUUAUCCUAAAUAAGCUAUGCUAUUAUUCAAGUUUUCUAUGAAAGUGUACAUGUAUCUAAAUCAAUACAAUGUUAAGUAAAACUCUGUAGAAAUUCUGUUGUUAUGUUGUCAGUUCUGUUUUGGUUUUUUUGUGGGGUUUUUGGUUUGGUGUGUCUGCCGGGUUUUUUGUGGGGGGGGGGGUUUGUUUUUUUUUUUUUUUUAAAGGGUUGCUGUACCUUUAUCUCGCGCUGUCCAAGAUCAGCCAGGACAAGCAGAGGUCAGUGAAGUCCCCUGAUACUUGGGAAUCUGAUUCUGCUGAUUGUUGGCAGGGCUGGCCACAUGGUGUCUUGUUCUGGUCUGUGCUCCUAAAGACGCACUGUGGUGUUUCAUCCUGGUUUCCAAGAGAGGUGUUUCUUGCAUGUUCCUAAUAUGAUCUUUCUCACCUCAUCUACCUGAGUAGUAGAAGGUCCCUGUUAGGGCUGAGGGGGAGAAAAAAAGAGGGGGAAGGAAGCUGCGACCACUAAUCUUCACAGGUGCUGUAUCUGUUUCGCCCUGAUGUCAGAGCUUUCCUUUCUCAACCUGCAGUCUGGCCUGUGAUGCUCUCUGGGUGCUUUCCCAGCAAUGCAGAGAGGCUGGACAGCCGACUGCCCUGAAGGCUUCUGUUCUGAACUCUCCAAAUUUUGUUAGUCCUUGGGCAUGCUAACAAUAGGGUGUUACAUCGUGCUUUGUCACUUUGCUGUGGGUGUAAAAUGACAACAGCAAAAGCAGCUGAGCCCUGAUAUCUGACUGAACUUGGACUGGGCAUAGACUUUGAUGUCACCCUGUUCAGUGCCCUGUGCAGGACCUGGCACAGGAGGGAGAGGGAGCAGGUGAGGGCAGGUUACCCCUUCGAGCCUGGAUUUACCAUCACAAGGAAAGGCUAGGAACUGCUUAUUUACUGUAAGUAAAUAGCAUAUCUAUUCAUUAUUUAUCUGCUUCUGAAUUUUAAUGAAUUAUAGCAGCCCUUAUAGUGAGCAUUAUACUAUAGAUAAUGAUAUAAUCUUUUAUGUAUGAGAAAAAGACUUUCUCUGAAGAUCUGCACUUGUCUUUGGGCAGGGGUUGGAUAGACAGGUAUAGUCAUUACAGUCAACCACCGUGGAAAACAUCUUCCCAUUACCCUGAGACUAUGACUAGCAUAACCCCAGAAGUAAACUGAAGGCUGAUCUCGCCUGCUUUGCUCCAGGUAUAAUUGAGAUGAACAGAGCUUAUUAAAAAUUGAAAUGUGUAGUUUGGAGAGGAAAAUGGGCACCUAGAGCUGUCUCAUCCAAAUACUGCAUUUUAGCAAACAGAACUCUGCUGUUUUAGCAAGUGUGUGUGUACAGCUAAUACUGCGAAACAAUAAAUAGAACAUUUGCAAGUAAGUGUCUGCAUC